AUGUCUGACAAGCUUACUCGUAUUGCGAUCAUCAACAGUGACAAGUGCAAACCGAAGAAAUGUCGUCAAGAGUGCAAGAAGUCUUGCCCCGUGGUCCGCUCAGGCAAGCUUUGCAUUGAGGUCGAUUCCACUUCUAAGAUCGCCUUCAUCUCCGAGCGCCUGUGCAUUGGUUGUGGUAUCUGCCCCAAGAAGUGCCCAUUCGGAGCCAUCCAUAUCAUCAACUUGCCCACCAACCUCGAGACCCAAGUCACCCAUCGCUACUCGGCCAACAGCUUCAAGCUCCACCGACUUCCCAUGCCCCGCCCCGGUCAGGUUCUCGGUCUGGUUGGAACAAACGGUAUCGGAAAGAGUACCGCGUUGAAGAUUCUCAGUGGCAAGCUGAAGCCUAACCUCGGUCGUUAUGACAACCCUCCCGACUGGGAGGAAAUCCUGAAGUACUUCCGUGGUUCCGAUUUGCAGAACUACUUCACCAAGAUUCUGGAAGACAACUUGAAGGCGGUUGUGAAGCCUCAAUAUGUCGAUCAGAUUCCCCGUGCUGUCAAGGGACCUAUCCAACAGGUGCAGGCGCUUAUCUCGGCGCGCGCUGCGCUGGGUAAUGAGGAGGAUAUUAUGGACGUUCUCGAGCUGAGACAAGUUGCGCAGCGUGAUAUCGGUCACCUUUCGGGUGGUGAGCUUCAGCGUUUUGCCAUUGGUCUGGUUUGCGUGCAGAAGGCCGACGUGUACAUGUUCGACGAGCCUUCCUCAUAUCUCGAUGUUAAGCAGCGUCUGGCUGCUGCCCGCACGAUCCGCAGCCUCCUCCGCCCCGAUGACUAUGUCAUUGUUGUCGAGCACGAUUUGGCCGUCCUCGAUUACUUGUCCGACUUCAUUUGCGUGUUGUAUGGUCGUCCUGCUGUUUACGGUGUCGUCACUCUGCCUUCCUCCGUCCCUGGUGAGGAGUUCAUUGCGGACAAGGAUCGUGCCUUCGCCUAUCCCUCGAUGGAGAAGACUCUGGGUGACUUCCACCUGAAGGUUGAUGCCGGAAAGUUCACUGACUCUGAAAUUGUCGUCAUGAUGGGUGAGAACGGAACUGGAAAGACUACUUUCUGUAAGAUGCUUGCUGGUGCAUUGAAGCCCGAUGGCCUUAUCUCCGUCCCCAAGAUGAACAUCAGCAUGAAGCCCCAGAAGAUCACUCCCAAGUUCACCGGUACCGUGCGCCAACUCUUCUUCAAGCGUAUCAAGACUGCUUUCCUGUCUCCUCAGUUCCAGACUGAUGUCUACAAGCCCCUUAAGAUGGAUGACUUCAUCGACCAGGAGGUUCAGAACCUGUCCGGUGGUGAAUUGCAGCGUGUCGCUAUUGUCUUGGCUCUGGGUAUGCCCGCUGAUAUCUACCUGAUUGACGAGCCUAGUGCCUACCUGGACUCCGAGCAGCGUAUGAUCGCUGCUCGUGUCAUCAAGCGUUUCAUUAUGCACACCAAGAAGACCGCUUUCAUUGUCGAGCACGAUUUCAUCAUGGCCACCUACCUGGCUGAUCGUGUCAUCGUCUUCGAUGGCCAGCCAUCCGUGGACGCUCGUGCCCAGACACCCGAGUCUCUGGUCGGUGGUUGCAACAGGUUCUUGAAGAGCUUGGAUGUCACUUUCCGUCGUGACCCCAACAGCUACCGCCCUCGUAUCAACAAGUACAAAAGUCAAAUGGACCAGGAGCAGAAGCUGGCAGGCAACUACUACUUCUUGGAAGAAGAGAACUGA
This is a messenger RNA of Penicillium samsonianum, 1725 nucleotides long. Its product is annotated as ABC transporter ABCE. Gene Ontology annotation, molecular function: iron ion binding; ribosomal small subunit binding; ATP hydrolysis activity. The coding region runs from base 1 to 1725 and encodes 574 amino acids. NCBI's taxonomy places the organism in Eukaryota, Fungi, Ascomycota, Eurotiomycetes, Eurotiales, Aspergillaceae. Gene Ontology annotation, biological process: translational termination; translational initiation; ribosomal subunit export from nucleus. The transcript is spliced from 9 exons. The record is from RefSeq and is a predicted model, not a curated record.